AAUAAAAUACAAAAUGAGGUAGAUAAAGUGCACUUAGUGCCAGUCAGGAAGUAGCUAUACUUAUAUUACAUUUCAUGGAAAAUGAAAGUGAAAGUAUGGAUGGUGGAUAAAAAUGAAGAGGAACACAUAGACACGGCUGUCAACAGACGCUCCUCCAACACGGGACAGACCAACUGAAGCCAUGCGGUGUAAAGAGGACAUCGGACCAGUGUUGAGUCCUCCAUGUCGCACACCAGCAAGACAGAGACAGAAAGUGCAGAAACAGCAAGCAGAGGAAGGAUCCAGAGUGGUUGAGGAGCUGGUCUCCAUAUCCCCAGAACUGGCCAGCUGGAUCAAACUCAACGCUGACGCCCUCAAGAUCCGGCAGAAAGACCGCAGCUGGGCUGCAGAGGUGGUCAACGAUUUCCGUGAGAACCUGCUAAAAUUCCUGAGGAGCAACAGUGAUCAGCCUUUCUUCCAGUCAGCGGACUUCCUCACCACCGGCAGCUACUUUGAAAAAGUUAAGAUCCACAGCCCCGAUGAGUUUGACAUGAUGCUGAAGCUUCAGGUUCCUUCACGCCUCAACAUGACAGAGCUCGACGAUGGCCUCUUCUAUCGGCUCGAUUUCAUCCGGCCCACCAGGAGCCACAUACAGGCCUUUCUUUUGGAGAACGAGCGCACCCUCUCAUCGAGCAAGAUCUUAAGUGAGAUGUAUCGCCUGGUCCGCAAGUUCCUCAAGACCUACCAAGUGCCUGACAGAAGAUGCCGCUGGGAGGUGAACAGGAAGCGUCCCACCUCGCCGGCCGUGACUUUGUCUCUGCUCAGGAGUGAAAACGACAGUGACGAGCUGAUCUCUGUGGAUGUGGUUCCUGCUCUGGAGGUUCACUCCUCUCAGGGCUGGCCGCUCACCAUCCGUAACGGCCCAGAUGUGGACAACUGGCUUGGAAAGAAGGUUCGCCAAGAAAUCAGAAGUUUGCCGUGUUUCUUUGUGCCGAAGAGGCUCAAAGGACGAAAUCUCAGCGAGGAGGCAAAAGAAAGUUGGAGGAUUUCUUUCUCUCACAUUGAGAAGAAAAUCAUCACAAGCCACGGCAACAAGAAAACCUGCUGUGAGAGCAAAGCCACCAAGUGCUGCCGUAAGCAGUGCUUAAUGCUCCUCAAGUCUCUGAUUGAGGGCCUGAAACAACGUUUUCCCAAAGAGCUGGAAGGCCUCUGCUCGUAUCACGGGAAAACCGCCUUCCUCCACACGCUGUCCAUCAGGUUCAGCGACUCCAUGUGGGCGCCCAAGCAGCUUCCUGUCUGCUUCUUGCACCUCCUCGGGGCUCUGGAGGACCACGCACGUGGAGGCAUCCUGCCUCACUUCUUCGUCCCCAGCUGCAACCUCUUCUGCCCAGCCGUCUUCCCCCGCAGAGCGCUGGCUUUCCUCGUCAAGGCCCUGGAGGAGCAGAGGAGGGAGGGCCUGCCCCUGCUGAAGCCUCCAGCUCCUGUCCCUCCGCUGAGACUAAUGACUCCCUCAGCAGACACCUUCCCCAAGAAAACCACCGAUAGGUUCUCCAUAAUGACUGCGAUUCCCCUUCUAGACACAGCAUUCAUUAAUAAACUCUUCAUAGCGUUUAUCGGUGGUGCUGUAGUUUGGUAUGUGUCCUCUUUCAUUUGUAAGUGAUGGGAAAAUAUGAGUAUAUGAACGAGGUGAAACGAGGUGCAAAAAGCAACACAGUUUUAUGAGUGUCCAUAAUAAUUUGGAUAGACAAAGAUGACUAUAAUUUUAAUACUACUAAUGACAAUGGUAAUGAGGAGCAAACUUGUAAAAUUAAAAUAACAUUUGCCUGUUUAUUUAUACCUAAUUAUUUAUUGUUUGCUUUUAAAGCAGAAAUGUUUUUAAUGCAAGCUAUUUCUUCUUGUAGCUUUUCUCAAAAAGACACACUAGAAGCCUUUCCUCAUUUUUUCAUAUAUUCAAAUUGCUAAUAGUUUUUUCCUGAUUUCAGAUCAGCAACAG
This is a messenger RNA of Scatophagus argus, 1972 nucleotides long. RefSeq names its product cyclic GMP-AMP synthase. Lineage: Eukaryota; Metazoa; Chordata; Actinopteri; Scatophagidae. The transcript is spliced from 9 exons. Gene Ontology annotation, cellular component: nucleus; cytosol; site of double-strand break. Bases 182 to 1639 code for a protein of 485 amino acids. Gene Ontology annotation, biological process: positive regulation of defense response to virus by host; activation of innate immune response; positive regulation of type I interferon production. Gene Ontology annotation, molecular function: chromatin binding; double-stranded DNA binding; 2',3'-cyclic GMP-AMP synthase activity. The record is from RefSeq and is a predicted model, not a curated record.